This is a messenger RNA of Saprolegnia parasitica CBS 223.65, 1151 nucleotides long. RefSeq lists its product as hypothetical. The transcript is spliced from 3 exons. Gene Ontology annotation, molecular function: protein binding; 6-phosphogluconolactonase activity. NCBI's taxonomy places the organism in Eukaryota, Oomycota, Saprolegniomycetes, Saprolegniales, Saprolegniaceae. The coding region runs from base 1 to 1101 and encodes 366 amino acids. The record is from RefSeq and is a predicted model, not a curated record.
AUGAAGCCGACGCUCGUCCUCAGCCUACUGGUGCUUGUCGCGACGGUCGUCCAGAGCGCUCUCAUCUUUGUCGGCAGCCAGACGUCGCCGACGUCGUCGGUCGGUCUCUCGGUCUUUGCCAACGAAAACGGCCGUCUCCGAAAGCUCUUGCACGAGACGACGGCGACCACGGGCGAGAUGCCCACAUACAUGGCGGCCUCGCACGACGGUCACUUUCUGUACAUGACGAACGAGAUCGACGCGGGCUCCGUCUCGUCGUUUCGGAUUGCGCGCGCCGGUGACAGCGUGGAGCUCAAGCCCCUUGGGACGGCAUCCACCAAGUCCAAGGGACCUGUGCACGUCGCCGUGACCAAGUCGGGUCGUUAUCUUCUUGUCGCGAGCUACUCGGUGGGCAGCAUCACGGUCCUAAGCGUCGAUGCCAACGGCUUUGCAAACACGGUGGUCGACCAAGUGGCGUUUGAAGGCGGUGCCCACGUCGUGCCAGGUCGCCAAGACGGACCGCACGCGCAUUGCGUCGCCUUGAGCCCCGACAACACCUUUGCGUUCGUGACGGACCUCGGCAACGACAAGAUCAUGCAGUUCAAGUUUGAUGCGACGCGCGGCAAGCUCACACCCAACACGCCGGCGUUCGUGGCUGUCGGGCGUGGCGCGUUGCCACGUCAUUUGGCGUUUCACCCGAACGGACGCGAUCUGUACCUCAACACGGAGCAGUCGAACGAGCUCAUUCGGUUCCAAUUCAACGCGACGUCGGGCACUUUGCGCCAGAAGAAGGCGGUCAAGACCACGACGAAAUCGAGUGGUGUCUUUACCGGCGCGCUGCACGUGGCGCCGAAUGGCAAGCACGUGCUCGUGUCGAACCGGUGGGGCAACGACGACAGCCUCGUCGUCUUCAGCGCCGACUUGGCAACGCGCAUCGGAUCGUACCCGACCCAAGCCUCGGGCGCACCCCGGGACUUUACAAUCGCCAACGGCACGGUCUUCGUCGGCAAUGAGAACACCAACAGCAUCGAUAGCUUUACGAUGCACGCGAACGGUCAGCUGACGCACCACCAAGGACAAGCAACAACGCUCUUCAAGCCGCAGGUGCUCCUGCCGUACUAACUGUAAAUGCGUUUUCGACAUCAAUACUAACGAAGACCGCAGAGCUCGUG